This is a messenger RNA of Talaromyces amestolkiae, 1224 nucleotides long. RefSeq lists its product as uncharacterized. Gene Ontology annotation, biological process: intracellular calcium ion homeostasis; calcium ion transmembrane transport. Gene Ontology annotation, cellular component: fungal-type vacuole membrane. Gene Ontology annotation, molecular function: calcium:proton antiporter activity. The record is from RefSeq and is a predicted model, not a curated record. The transcript is spliced from 3 exons. The coding region runs from base 1 to 1224 and encodes 407 amino acids. NCBI's taxonomy places the organism in Eukaryota, Fungi, Ascomycota, Eurotiomycetes, Eurotiales, Trichocomaceae.
AUGGAGGCUGUCUCUGCUGCAUCGUCACAAUCACUACCGUCACCACCGUCAACUCCAUCUGCGAGAUCGCUGUCUCGACGGCUUACUUCCCUGGGAGAAGAAGUCUUACGGCGAGCACUCUAUUCGCCUCAGUCUAUUAGUGUCUAUCAGCAUGCCCGUAGAGCUCUCGCUUUUGGAGCCUACAGCAAUCUUCUGCUCAUAAUUCUACCACUUGGUAUUGUGGGAGGUCUACUGCACUGGCAUGUUCUUCUAGUAUUCAUUCUCAACUUUCUGGCUGUCAUUCCACUGUCAGCGCUUCUAUCAUAUUCAUCCGAAAAGUUAUCCGACCAUGUGGGUGACUUGCUCGGAAGCUUGCUCAAUGCUACUUUUGGUAAUUCGGUGGAAUUAGCCGCUGGUAUUAUGGCGGUUGUCAGAGGACGCGCCGACAUUGCACAAUCGAUCAUGAUUGGGAGCAUUUUGUCAGAUUUACUUUUGGUUCUAGGUUUUUGCAUGAUUUCGGCUUCAUGGGGUAGAAAUCUGUCACCGUUCAAUGCCGCUGUGGCCGACACCUUAUCCUCCCUGAUGAUCAUCGCGACAAUGGCAAUCAUCUUACCCACAGCGCUUGCCUCGACUUUGACAGCUGGCCAUUCGCAAGUGACGGCCAGGAUUGUGACAUUCUCGCGCGGGACCGCCAUCAUCCUGCUGGUGAUGUACGUCUGUUAUAUUUAUUUUCAGAUGAAAACACACGCCCACCUCUUUGAAAGGGCAGACAACGACCAUGAGAGCAACACAGCCCCUCUUUCUUCACAGCCUGCACCACAUGCGAACAUUUACAUUCUCAUACUGAUCUUGAUCGCAUCUUCGACCGGAGUUGUUGUAUGCACCUAUUUCGUGUUCCAGAGUAUGGCCGGCGCCGCUCACACCGCACAUGUUUCCAUCUCCUUUAUCGCGACCAUCCUGAUCCCCAUUGCAAGCAACAGCCCCGAGGGUUCUGCCGUAAUUGCGGCGUCACAGCGGGGCGAUAUCGACUUUGCGAUUAGCGUUAUUGUCUCUAGCAUCUUGCAGAUCAGCCUCUUCGUUAUCCCAUUCUUGGUUAUACUCGGGUGGUUUGCCCAUCAACAAAUCACUCUGAGGUUCGACUCAUUCAACACCAUGAUACUCUUCUUCUCCGUUUUGGCAGUGAGCUAUAUGCUGCGAGAAGGGCGAUAUACGUACAUCCACGGAGUUAUGCUUGUUGGGCUGUGA